ACCCCCUCACCGCAAUUCAAACCCUAGUUUCGCUCCUCCUUAGCCAUCUGCUCGCUCGUCAGUGCUGAAUCGCGCCUGUUGCUGUAUCCCAUCUAGCGCAUUGGGUCUGCGGUUCAUAAGAUUUUCGUUGCUUGUCUCCAUGGCUGAUCACGAUAGCAGCGACCGUGGGAAAAAGAGAUCUGCUGAUGACAUCACCGGCCCAGGAGUCGUGUUUCGGCUUCUCAUCCCGGCCAUCAAAAUGGGGCCUAUUAUCGGCAACAAGGGCGCAAACAUAAAGAGCAUUCGCGACGACUCGGGAGCGCGGAUCAAGAUUACCAAUUCGGCUGUGCGGCUGGAAGAGCGAGUGGCGAUCGUGUCGUCGCGCGACCCGCCUGGCACCGUGCCCACAUGCGCGGAGACGGCCUUUUUCCGCCUCUACCCCUUCGCGCUCACUCCGCACAAGGACAGCGGCGAGGAGGUGGUGCUGAGCCUGCUGGUGCCGGACUCGCAGGCGGGCGUGGUGCUGGGCAAGGGCGGCGCAUCCAUCAAGGAGCUGCGCGAGGCGUCGGGCGCGCACAUCCGCAUGGACCCCUACCGCGGGGCGUACGCGCUGCCGCACGACCGCCUCCUGCAGAUCACGGGAACCGAGGAGCAGGUGGAGAGCGCAGUGAAGGAACUGGCGAACAAGCUCAGGGAUCACACUCCCAAGGAGAGUCUGGCGGAGCUGGAGGGCACGGCGGGCCCCACGCGGCAGAUCCCCAUGGUGGCGUACGACGCCAUCACGCAGAUGCCCGCGCACGCCAUGCUCGCACAUGCCUCCGCCGCGCCCAUGCCCUCCUGGACCCUGCCGCAAGUCGUCGUUCCCGUGCACGAUCCCUAUGCCAAGCGGCGUCGGACGCAAGACGAGCCCCCGGUGGUGCCGAUAGGCGCGUCGCUGAGCGAGGCCAAGGUGCGCGCAGAGGUGCGCAUCGGCAGCGCGUCCAUCGGCGCCGUGCUGGGCCACGGCGGCCACACUAUCAAGAACAUCCGCAACAUCUCGGGCGCGAUUGUCAGAGUUGCCAAGUUGAGGGCGGGAGACACGAGCGACCGACUAAUAGAAAUCCAGGGCACACAGGCACAGGUGUCGGCAGCGCAGCAGUUGAUUCAGGCGUGUCUUGUCAACACCAACUAGUGUAGCGUUCAUUCAUGCAGGAGACCUGGCCGUCACCCACAUUCCCACCGAUGAUGCCUACUUACGGACUUAGGAAUCCUUGGUGGAGUUUGUUGGAAUAUAUAUUCUGCAGUAAUUGCUUGAAGUGUUACACUAGAAGUGUAGUGUGGAGGAAGUCCUUCGUAUCUGACGAGUCAAAGGGGUGCAGUUGCACUGGUUGGGAUGCGAGCCUUCAGUUUUAGGAACAUGCCAUUCGGCCAAUCACGACGAUCCGGCGAGGCGAGUCAACGCAGCUGCUGUCAAACAUAUUUGUAAAUGUUAUAAUAGGUAAGAUAGGUGCAUGCUCUUAGAGGGUACAACACUUGAACAAAAACAACCUGUAUGCCUCAUUCUAGUUC
Molecule: messenger RNA, 1527 nt
Organism: Closterium sp. NIES-67
Lineage: Eukaryota; Viridiplantae; Streptophyta; Zygnematophyceae; Desmidiales; Closteriaceae
Source: the annotation of a GenBank genome assembly